AUGUCUUACGACGACCUUGCACCGGAUGCUGUCCCAGCUGUCCAAGACGAAAACUCAAUAGAACGACAAAUUAAGUGCUUGGAUACUGUCAUUGCUCUUUAUGAUUUCCCCGGUACCCAACCAUCCCAUUUGAGUCUAGAUAUCGGUGAUACUGUGUAUGUUCUCCUGAAAAAUGAAUCGGGUUGGUGGGAUGGAGUAAUUACCAAUAACGCAGGAAAGGUUUGUCGGGGCUGGUUCCCCGAAAACUAUGUGCGUUCUGUCAAUUACGUCCAACCCGUGUUGAACAAACUUCAGACGAACAAGGAAAUCGAUAGUAUAACUGCAGCAAACACGGCAGCGAAUGUUCUCAUCCCACUGUUUACGAGUCUCCUUCAGAAGAACUUUUUGGACUCGAAUAAGGAGGCAUCGAACUCGAAUUCGAGAAAGAACUCGGUGGUCAGUUUUGCUUCUUCAGAAGUGAGUAUACCCUCUGAAAAGAUGAGACGACAGGAAAGAGCAGAUAAAGAUGAGAGUACAAGCCACAAAAAAGAGUCAGAGGCCACAAUCCAUCCGCUAAAAAAAGAAAGCGAUGCAACUAUUCAUCCAUUCAAAAAAGAGUCAGAUGCUACAAUACAUCACUUUGCAGCUCACCAGGCUUCAUUGGCCUCAACAGUAUCUAUGCCUGAAAGCGGAACUUCGGUGUGUCACUCACAUGGCUCCAGUUCACAUUCUGCUGCCUAUUCCCCUCAUGAUUCAUCUGACAGGGUGAAAUUCACUUCAGUUGAGGAUGCUGAAAUCCUCGUUGCUGAUCUAAAACAAAGUACGGGUGAAAAUGUUAUGUGGCUUCCUAGAAUCACUGACCAAGGUGACAUCGCAUACUACUCUGAGGUCCUAGACAUUUAUUGUGAUAUGCUUCCUCUAGGUCCAAUGAUACCUUCGAUUGACUGUAAAGGUGGAAAAGUGACAAUGCCAACGCUAGGAGCCAUAGAAGAUAUCUCUGUUAUAUCCAGACUUGAUUACCCUUCAUUCUACGACAAUCAGCCCACUACUAGCAGUUUAAGAUCAAAUCUGUCCAUCGCCAAAGCUUUUGAGGGCUCCAAGCGUGAUUCCGAGUCAUCCAUAAUAUCUCAGACAAGCUCCUCCUCAUAUCAUCAUUUCGGACAGCCGUUUUUCAUCACACCAGGCUUGUUCUAUGAACAUUACUCGGAUAUCGGACACUGGACUGACCUCAAAAAAAGGUUCUUGUUUCUUCUAGAUCUCACGUGGAAAGCCCUCAGAGAUUCGAAUAAGCAAUUGUUUGGUGUACAUUUCGCUCAACUUACUAAGUUGAUACUGAUGGUCAUGAGUGCCGCUCGCCUCACACAAGGUGAGUUCAUGGACACUGCAUUGGAGAAGUCAAUCAGACAUAAAUUGAGACGAUUAUCAGAGGCAUUUGCCCAAAUGUAUAUCAACGGUUUACUUCACUUGAGAGUCAUGCUUCAUACACAGGGACCUAUCGAGAUGGAUUAUUUUAAUUUCAACAUUCACAGUUUGAACAGCAGUACGGCAACGACUCCCCAGCAGAGAGUAAACUCUCAUGGUUCGGAUGCGACAUAUACUGGCCCUAGAAGUAGUUCUGAAACUUCUUUUCCGAGACAGAAUCUGCUGACCGAAGACGAAUUAGCUGAUUCUUAUAUGCAUCAGAUCAAUGAGGAUGUGUCAGUCAUCAAGUCUAAGAUGACCAGUCUUAUUGACAUAUUUCAUGAGCUCUCGAAUGACAAAAAAGUCUAUAAAAGAGACUAUGAUCAAUCUGAUGCAUCAGAGGAUGAGGGAGAAGACAGAACCAAUGUUCUUCCCCAAGUUUAUCCACGGUUCAUUACAAAUGAGUUUAAUGGUGGCAACUGGUGUAAUCCGUUCUUCUCAGGUGCGCAUAAAGUUCUUAAUUUGAGUGGUGAUCAGUUGAAAAACAAAUACCAUUUGAAGGUGAUCAUAGAUAACUCGGCAUACGAGAAAGCGAAGACCCACAGUGAGGAAUUGACAAAGGUAUCCAAUGAUGUAUUAAAAUACUUCGAGCCAGAAAGACAAAAAAGGUACUACAAUGAGACUCUUUUAAACGAGCGAAACGAGCACAUUCUUCGUGUCAUGUACAGAUAUUUGCACCACGCGAGUGUAUUCAUCGAUUUGCUUGAGUCAUUAGACUUUACAGUUUUUUGCCUUAUCAAGAGAUACCCCUCAUUUGAUUCCGUUGGAGAGAUCAAGACGGAUUCGACUGGCUCAAGAAACGAGUCAAUUGAAAGCAACUUGACUUUUGACUAUCCAAUUGUUUUGGACUUCUUCCAAUUAAAGCACAAGUUCCAUUACUUACUUUCACGGAUAAUUACUCAAAGUCAGUCCUUAACCCUCGAGGACCCCGACUCGUUUACAGCUAUGAAAGAGGAGGAGUCUGUUCUCUACGGUCGCGACCAAAUUAAAGAUCACUUGGAAAAAUCAGCUCGAUUACUCGGGAAUAUUCUCAUGAAACAAAUUCAACAACAUGCUGAGGAUAGAUUCGCUUCGAGUCUGGAUCUAGUCGUUUCUGAAUUACUUCAUGAGUCUUCUGAGCUAUGUAAUUCUAUUUUGGCAACAAUUAAACUUUUGGUCGAUGAAAGGGAAACAGUUCUCAAUUAUGCUACUCGUGUGAUGCAUGACGACUUCAACGUUGAUCUUCUCCUAACAGAGAGUAAUAAUACAGCGGCAGACAAUAGAGGCGAUGACUCCGGGGGCCAGUACUUCAGUGGAAAACCUAGAAAUGAUAGCACCUCAUGGUAUUUGGAAGGAGAUGACGAAUACGAUUUAUUAUUGGAUGCAAGUGGAAAUAUCAGGGGAGGCACUAAGGAAGCGUUAGUUGCUCAUUUGACACAUCAUGAACUUUUUGAUGUUCAAUUCAAUUCUGUCUUCUUAACUUCAUUUGCUACGAUGUUACCGUUGGUUGAACUUAUUCACUUACUUAUUAACCGGUUCAUGAUUGAGGCACCCGAAGGUUUGAGUUACGAAGAAUUCCUCACCUGGAGGGAAAAAAAGCAGAGCAAAAUCCGGCAAAGAGUACUCAAUGUCAUGAAUUCUAUCAUUGAAACCCAUUGGUGUGAAUCAUAUAAGAGCCGUGUCGCUCUUCAUCGCUGGCUCGAAUUUCUCAAUCAACCCGAGGUUCAAACACAUGCUAUAACAGCUUCUCUCGUUGCACAAAUCAAAAAAAUUCUUAAUAAUGAGAUUAUAAAGACCGAGACAAUACCGCAGUUAACAGGUAAACCGCCUGCACCCCUUGUCAAGGGCUUCUCCCUUCGAAAAAUCAAACUCGUCGAUAUCGAAUACAUUGAACUCGCUCGACAAUUGACUCUUCGUGAGUUUGAGUUGUUUCGUGGAAUCACGAAACUUGCUUGCAUUCAUAAAGUUUGGGGUAAAAAAUCUGGUCUUGCCGAGUCAAUUGAGCACAUUUCCAACUUUAUCAAGGCCUCGAAUCAACUCACAAAUUUUGUUGCUUACAUGAUUGUUAGGAAGGAAGAUCAGAGGAAGCGUGUUCAAGUCAUUCGGUAUUUCGUCAAUGUUGCAGAAAAGUGCCACCAAUAUAAUAAUUAUUCCUCGAUGACAGCAAUUAUUUCUGCGCUUUAUUCUUCACCUAUCCAUAGAUUGAAGAAAACCUGGUCCUUGGUCUCAAAAGACACUCUCUUGAAGCUCGAGAAUAUGAACAAAUUGAUGAAUUCAAGUAGAAACUUCAACGAGUACCGAGACAUGUUGAAGUUCGUUACUUCUGAGCCGUGCUUACCGUUCUUUGGUGUUUACCUCUCAGACUUAACGUUUAUCUACCACGGUAAUCCAGAUCACUUAUUGAAACGCACUAGGAUGAUCAACUUUGCGAAGCGUGCAAAGACCGCUCACAUUGUAUUUGGAAUGGAACGUUUCAAACAGAUAGGAUUCAAUUUCGUGACUGUGCCAGAAAUCCAGCUGUAUCUCGAUACUUGGUUCGAAAGGAGCCCGACUAUUCAGGAACAAUACCAAAUUUCCUUGGCAAUGGAGCCUCGAGAGGAGCUGAGACACCAACACUCACACCAUUCCUAA
Molecule: messenger RNA, 4050 nt
Organism: Australozyma saopauloensis
Lineage: Eukaryota; Fungi; Ascomycota; Pichiomycetes; Serinales; Metschnikowiaceae
Gene: CSC25
Product: Ras family guanine nucleotide exchange factor
Exons: 1
Coding region: 1-4050 (1349 amino acids)
Biological process (GO): Ras protein signal transduction; positive regulation of GTPase activity
Cellular component (GO): plasma membrane
Molecular function (GO): guanyl-nucleotide exchange factor activity; protein binding
Source: RefSeq, a predicted model, not a curated record